This is a messenger RNA of Recurvomyces mirabilis, 2178 nucleotides long. RefSeq lists its product as uncharacterized. Bases 1 to 2178 code for a protein of 725 amino acids. The transcript is spliced from 4 exons. The record is from RefSeq and is a predicted model, not a curated record. Lineage: Eukaryota; Fungi; Ascomycota; Dothideomycetes; Mycosphaerellales; Teratosphaeriaceae.
AUGGAACUUCGGAACCUGAAAGCGCGAAGUGAAGCCCAUCAAGCACUCAUUCGCACUAUCGACGUCAGUCCAGAUCGUGCUUGCGAGUCGAUAUCGCCAGAACCUCGCAGCAAAUGGAAGACCACUGUAUCCAUCGGGGCCGCUCUAGCUACCGUGGUGCUGGCUACCAACAUUGCAAUUCUUGCCUGGGUUAGAAGCUCUGCCAUCAAUCAAGAUGGCGUGGCUACGGUCUUUGAGGGCUCCUGCGACGUCACGGAGAAGGCUGUCACUGGCGCGCAUCUGGCUAUCAACGUCCUCAGUACGCUCUUACUAGGCGCGAGCAAUCAUAAUGCGCAGCUUUUAUCUGCACCCACUAGGCAGGACCUCGACCGCCAACAUGCCCGUGGGUCAUGGCUCGACGUCGGUGUGUCGAGUGUCCGGAAUCUUCGACACACUCCAAGGUGGCGCACGGUAAUCUGGGCGACCCUCCUCAUGAGUACCAUACCGCUCCACCUCCUAUACAACUCCGUAGUCUUCACCACCCGCUCCGCUGUCAAUUACCAAGCCGCUCUCGUCACCAAAGACUUUCUCACAGGUGGCUGGUGGAGUACCUACACUGCUGCGAGUGUCCAAUUCUUCGAGACGCCACAACUCAUUCAAACCCAGAAGAAUGCCGAAAACCUCAUUCGUCUCGACCCAGCUACUUGUCUCAAAGUCUAUGGAAGCUCCAUGUACGAAACACAGUGGCGGAAUCUGCUGGUCAUCACCUCUCUUCCAAGCACGAACAGCAGUCUUCUCCACGUAUACACGCAUCAAGUCGGCGAUCCAGAUAACGAUAUUGCAUGGGUCUGCCAUGGAGACAUCCACAACUUUGAUUCGCCGACACACUCGGCUUGUAGUCCCGGCUUCCUCCGCGCAGCUGGUGGGUCGUGGUCGAUUCCCAGUGUUACCGCUUGUCCUAUCGAUUACUCGGGAGGUGGCUGGCAGAAUGUCUUCAACGGCUCAGAUGUAUGUGAGGACGAGAACAGGAGGCUGAUCAAGUACGAUGCGCCGGUGGAGUACUGUCUUGCGGAACCAUUCCAGCCGCAUUGCACGGUCGGUAUCAGUACCGACCUACUCAUAACGGUGGUUGUCUGCAAUAUACUGAAGGUUAUAUGUAUGCUUGCUACGCUUGGCGCCCGCGACUUCAGGCCACUAGCUACCGUUGGUGAUGCUAUUGCUUCAUUUCUGGAAAGACCUGAUCGAGCGACUUCUGGGAAAGGUGCUCUCGAGGUCGGAGCUGUUAGCUCGGGUGUAUGGCGGGAGCUGGACAGAUAUGCACCGCUACCUUGGACAAGAAAUAAGAGACGGUGGUGGUAUGCUAUACCACGGAUACAGCUGAAUCUGAUAUUCUUAUGCUUCUUCCUUGGCUGGCUCGCAGCUAUCAUUGCUCUCGUCAAGAGCGUGAAUUCCACCAGCUCCUUUUCCACCUUCGGCGCCAUCGAUACGACUAACAUCGUCACCAGCAGUCUCAACGCUAGUCUGGUUGCUAAUGUUGUGCUAGCCAAUACUCCUCAAUUGCUCAUCAGCUUCAUCUAUGUCUUCUACAACGAUGCCUUCACGCGGAUGCUCAUGAGUCAUGAAUACUCGCAAUUCGCUACUACUCGAAAGAGUCUGCGAGUUACGAGGCCACGUGGCCAGCAGCGAUCGACAUACUGGUUGCAGCUACCCUUUCGGUACAUCGUCCCCAUGAUGUCGCUGAUGGUCCUCCUGCACUGGCUUGUCUCACGAAGUCUCUUCUUGGUCCGCAUCCGCGUGUAUGAUAUUGCUGGUCUCCGCGCUCCAGACCAAGACAUCUAUGGUUGCGGCUUCUCACCGCUGGCUAUCUUGCUGGCGCUUUGUGUGGGAACGAUUUUGAUUGUGGUACUCGUGGUGUUGGGACGUUGGAGGUCCAUUGAGGCUGGUAUGCCAGCGGCGACCUCUUGCUCUGUAGCUAUUAGUGCUGCGGCACAUCCGGCGGAGGACGAGGGUGAGGAUGUCGCGCUAUUGCCGCUACAAUAUGGUGUGGUUUCUGGAACAGCGUCUUAUGGCGACGUUUCGCUCAUGAGCACUCAUGGACACGGCGCUCGCAGAUCCAAAGCUGGUACUGGACGACGGCAGCAUGUGUGCUUCAGGAGUAAGGCAGUCAGACCACUGGAGAAUGGUGUUGUGUACGACUGA